Parasteatoda tepidariorum (common house spider) is the source of this 2378-nucleotide messenger RNA. RefSeq lists its product as uncharacterized. NCBI's taxonomy places the organism in Eukaryota, Metazoa, Arthropoda, Arachnida, Araneae, Theridiidae. The record is from RefSeq and is a predicted model, not a curated record.
AAAUCACAUGUUUCUCGAAAUAAGAGUGGUUCAAAAACUCGAACACAGGUUGAUGAUGAAUUUUUUAUCUCUGAUGAUCAUAAUAUCCUCAACUCAGCUUUUUCUGUGUUCCGAUCCAAACUAUUCAGCUAAGUUUUCUCAAGCCCAAAGUCAAGAGGGAAACGUUCUCAUAUAUCCUCAGAGAAAUUCAGAUCAAUAUCUUCUUGAAAAGAGAACGAUACCAUUACUGUACAAUUCCAAGUAUCAAUCUGAUCCAGAUUUCCAGGGACCGUUUGAUCCCUGGGCAGGACGAAAACGAUCUGAAUUAUUAAAGAAUACCCAAAAAGCAAACAAACUUUUAAAUUUAAACAGGAACUUAAAUGCUUAUCAAGAAAUAAGCAAUAGCGGUAAACGUGACUUUGAACAAGGCGGCUUUAAUUCCAAACCACAAAAGAGGAAGAUUUUAUCUGUUGAUGAAUUCGAAGACUCUGAAGACGAAACAAGCCAAGAACUUUCUGAUGAGACAGGAAAUUAUGACUGUAAUAUCGGAAAUGGUUUAACAUCUUGUUAUGCUGAAAGGGGUGGAGCUAAGCCUACUGCAGAUGAAAUGUUAAUUCCUUGGAACAGUAAAAGUUUAAAUAAUUUUCCUGAUCAAAUGGAAAUAUUUGACACAGAACCUGAUAAAUUUGAAAUAAAAAAGAAUUAUAGUCCUUGGGGAGGAAAGAGGUCAAAAGUGGUUCCUUUCAGUUAUUCAAAUGAGAGGGGGAUUUCGAAUUAUGAACAAGAAGGAAAAAUUACUUCAGAAUUUAAUAACCGUAUAAGGAAUUUCAUUUUUUUAGCUGGGGGAAGGAACUACAAAGGACUAGUUGCUAAGGAAUUAAAGGAUUUAAAUGAGUAUAUAAUAAAUAACUUUUUAAUAAAUUCAAAAAAGUCAAACAUAAGAAAUAAAAGGGAGCUUUUAAAAGGGAAAAAAAAUUUAAAUGAUGAUGUGGGCUUUUAUGUUGAAGAGGAUAAAUUAAAUUUUAAGCAAAAUAAUGCUUUAAAUUCAUUUGGAAGCAAUAAUAAAUUAGAUUGGGCUAUUGAUACUCCAAAUAAUAACAUUAAUUCUGAUCAAAAUAAUUAUUUAGUUGAAUUUGAAGGUCAAGAAAAUCAAAAAGGUCAAAAUCAAAACACAAAGCAGUUGGGUGAACAAAAAAUUGUUCAAAAUUAUAGCUCGUGGGAAGAAAAAAAAAUUGGGGAGUUUUUGCGGGACAGUAGGAGUUUGGAUGAUGUGGAAAUUGAAAAGGAAGGAAAUCAGUCGAGAAAUUACAUUCAAAGUAGUCCUUUUAGAAAUCUUCGAAAUUUUGAACCAUGGGCAGGGAAAAGAAAUUUUAAUAUCCCUUUAAUUGAUGAUGUGGAAGAUAAUGAUAAAUGUUCUCCUAGUUUCAAUUGCUUCAAAAAACGCAUUAUCCAAAAUGAGAGAAAUGAGUCCAAAUCAACGUUAAGAAAUCUCCGAAAUUUUGAUGCUUGGGGUGGAAAAAGAAACUAUAAUGCAUGGGGCGGAAAGCGAAGUUAUAGUCCUUGGGGUGGAAAGCGAAGUUACAGUCCAUGGGGAGGAAAAAGAAAUUACAACGCUUGGGGAGGAAAGCGAAGUUACAGUCCUUGGGGAGGGAAAAGAAAUUAUAACGCUUGGGGAGGAAAACGAAGUUACAGUGCUUGGGGAGGGAAAAGAAAAUACAAUGCUUGGGGUGGAAAACGAAGUUACAGUCCUUGGGGAGGAAAAAGAAAUUAUAACGCUUGGGGAGGAAAACGAAACAACAAUGAUGAAAAGAAAAGUUACAAUCCUUGGGGUGGAAAAAGAAGUUACAAUGCAUGGGGCGGGAAGAGAAGUUAUAGUCCUUGGGGUGGAAAAAGAGCCAACAAAUGCGAAAAUUCUGCAGGAAGUAAUUCUAAUAACGGCCAAAUAAAAAAUGAAGAUAUUAAUUGGCUUUUGAAAUCAAAUCCUAAUAAAAUAAAAAGUAAGGGGAAAGAAAUUACUGUUAAGAAAAGAUUUUUUGAAAACCCAAAAUCAAAAUUGUUCUUUGUUAAAGGCGAUAUUAAUACUUGGAUAAAUAAAACAAGAAAAUUUAAUUCCUGGGGAGGAAAAAGAACUUUAUUGUUUUAGAGACAUUUUUAUGUCGUACCUAUAACACUUUAAGGUAGUAAAAGUGAAAAGAACUUGACUGAAGGAUCAAAAACAAAAAGUUUACUGUUAUUUCUACUUACAACAUAUAAUGUAAUAAACUUGCGUCAGUAAUUUUAAGAACAUUUGUUAACGGUUAGUUGUCCUUAAGUACAAUUUAACCACCUAAGCAGUUAUUUCUAAGAAUGUUAUUGUAAAAGAAGCCAGCUAUUCAACCAAUAAAGUAAAAACAACUGUU